UAAGGGCGAGCCGGCGAGUGAGCCGCGGGGCUGCAAGGUCCGCGCCCGAAGCAGCGCGGUGGGAACGAGCCGAGCCAGGCUGCUCGGGGGAAGGCGCGGCGGGAGGAGCGCGGCGGCAGCGGUGACCCGCAGGCCGGCUCCUGUGGGCGGAGGGGCGAGCGGGCAGCUGCUGCUGGGCUGUGCAAUGGCGGAGAGAGGAGGGAGCUGGGGCCGGCGGGAGCGAGCCCUGCUGUGGUGCGUCCUGGUGGCGGCGUGGGAGGCGGCGUGGGGGCAGCUGCGCUACUCGGUUCCCGAGGAGAUGCCGAAGGGCUCGUUCGUGGGCGACGUGGCCAAGGACCUGGGGCUGGAGCUGCCGGCGCUUCGCGACCGCGACCUCAGCAUCCUGGACAGAGGUAGGACGCAGUAUUUCGCUCUGCACGGGAAGACGGGACAUUUGGUGACGGCGGAGAGGAUAGACAGAGAGCAGGUCUGCGAGAGUGUGCAGCGAUGCGUGCUGCGCUGUGAGGUGAUAGUGGAGGGGGAAAUGCAGGUUUACGGCAUCGAAGUGGAAAUCACGGACAUUAACGACAACGCGCCCAGCUUCCGAGAGGCGGAAACGGAGCUGAGAAUGAGCGAGACGACAGCCCCGGGGUCGCGGUUUCCCCUGGCCGAGGCCCACGACCCGGACUCGGGACGGAAUUCGCUGCAGAGCUACGAGCUGAGCGGCGACGAGCACUUCUCGCUGGGCGUGCAGGCGGGCCCCGGCGGGGAUCAGCGUCCCGAGCUGGUGCUGGCGAAGGCGCUGGACCGGGAGGAGGCGGCGUUUCACGAGCUGGUGCUGAGGGCGAGCGACGGCGGAGAGCCGGCGCGGACGGGCACGGCGCGGAUCCGCGUGGCGGUGCUGGACGCGAACGACAACGCGCCCGUGUUCAGCCAGGCGGAGUACACGCUGCGUGUGCCGGAGGACGUGCCCGUGGGCUCCACCCUCGUCACCGUCACGGCCACCGACGCCGACGAGGGCACCUACGGGCGCGUGAAAUAUUCGUUUCAUACCGUUUCAGUGAAAGCCUCGCAGAUUUUCCAGCCGGACACUGAGACGGGAGCCAUCACGCUGGUGCGGAGCCUGGACUUCGAGGAAGGUGACUCGCACGAACUGGAGGUGCAGGCACGUGACGGAGGAGAGCUUUUCGACACGGCCAAAGUCGCGAUCACGGUGACAGACGUCAAUGACAACGCGCCCGAACUGACAGUGUCGUCGUCGCUGAGCGCGAUCUCGGAGGACGCGCCGCCGGGGACGGUGGUGGCCCUGCUGCACGUGCAGGACCGGGACUCGGGGGCGAACGGCGAGGUGCGGUGCAGCAUCGCCGAGCGGCUCCCGUUCCAGCUGGAGAAGUCCUUUGAGGACUACUACCGCGUGGUGACGGCGAGGGAGCUGGACCGGGAGGAGGUGGCGGAGUACAACGUGACGGUGCGGGCGGCGGACGGCGGGUCGCCGGCGCUGUGGAGCAGCGCGGUGCUGGCGCUGCGGGUGCUGGACGUGAACGACAACGCGCCGGUGUUCGCGGAGGCGCGCUACAGCGCCCGGCUGCCCGAGAACAACGCGGCGGGCGCGCUGGUGCUGACGGUGCGGGCGGCGGACGCGGACUGGGGGCAGAACGCGCGCGUGCGGUACCGGCUGUCGGAGGGGCGGGUGCGGGGCGCGCCGCUCUCGUCCUACGUGUCGGUGCAGGCGGAGACGGGCGCGCUGUACGCGCUGCGCUCCUUCGACUACGAGGAGGUGCGCGAGGUGGGGCUGUGGUUGCGGGCGGAGGACGGCGGCGCGCCGGCGCUGAGCAGCAACGUGUCGGUGCGGCUCGUGAUCGUGGACGAGAACGACAACGCGCCGCAGGUGCUGUACCCGCCGCCGGCGCCGGCGCCGGGCGCGGGCUGGGCGGGCGUGGAGCUGGCGCCGCGCUCGGCGGAGCCCGGGGCGCUGGUGGCCAAGGUGGUGGCGGUGGACGCGGACGCGGGGCAGAACGCGUGGCUGUCGUACGAGCUGGCCAAGGCGACGGAGCCGGGGCUGUUCCGCGUGGGGCUGCACAGCGGCGAGGUGCGGACGGCGCGCUUCCCGCUGGCCCGCGACGCGGCGCGGCAGAGCCUGGUGGUGGUGGUGAAGGACCACGGGCGGCCGGCGCUGUCGGCCACGGCCACGCUGACGGUGGUGCUGGCCGAGAGCGUGGCCGAGCUGCUGUCGGAGCUGGGCAGCGCGGCGGCGGCGGCGCCGGGCGAGCCGGCCGGCAGCCUGACGCGGUGGCUGGUGGUGGCCGUGGCGGCCGUGUCCUGCCUCUUCCUCGCCUUCCUGCUGCUGCUGCUGGCGCUGCGCCUGCGGCGCUGGCGCCGCUCGCAGCUGCUGGCGGCGGGCAGCGGCGCCUUGCGCGGCGUCCCGGCCUCGCACUUCGUGGGCAUCGACGGCGUCCGCGCCUUCCUGCACUCCUACUCGCACGAGGUGUCGCUCACCGCCGACUCGCGCAAGAGCCAGCUCCGCUUGUCGGGCGGCAGCUGCUGCGACACCCUCCCGGCCCGGCCGCCGCCCGACGAGCCCGCGCCGCUGCUCGGGGAGGACCCUGCCGGCGCCCGCCGCGCGGACCCCGCCGCUCCCCCGGUGAGUUCCUCCCACCAGCCCUUCCCCGCGGCGCGGCGCGGCGCGGCGCUUCCCUCCGCUGCUUCUCCGCCCUUUCCCCCCGACUUCUGUCUCCUGCCUCGGGGGGUGGAGGUAGCGGGAAGGCAAAGCUUCGCUCAGCGACGCGCGGGGCGCUGGCGCCUCUUGCUCCCGGGAGGUGAACGGGGGAUCGCGGCUCAGCGUGACAGUUGCUGCGGGAGGCAGGAGAAGCGGGAGGCUGCUGUUGCCUGCUGGAGUUUCCUCUCAGGGGGGCUUGCUGCUUUUAUCACGUCGCUGAUGUGUUACAUGCUGUUCACUGACCCAGCCUCUCCCGGAGGACAGCUCCUCUUUUACUCGUAGAGCCCCGAGGUUUCUUUCCAGAAGACUAGUGAGCAGGCAAUGUUAUCUUCCUUCUCAGUACGGAGAUGUAGCGAAAUCUCGGCGAGGUCCGUGGCGUGGUAGUGGUGCAUGUCGAGGACAAAGGGUCUGGGUUCUGGCCCUUUGAUAACAAGUGCUUGCAAACUAUGAGGGUCAACGAACACCAGGCAACUUGUGACGGCUUGGAGACGAGAGUCUUGGGAGGUGUUUGUGAGGGGCUGUGGAACCAGACACAAGAGAUCUGGUUUGCUCCUUUCCCUGUUCGGUGCCCAUCUGUAGUAUCAUGCAAUGUGAGUUUUGGCUUCCC
Messenger RNA from Aquila chrysaetos chrysaetos, 3302 nucleotides. Its product is annotated as protocadherin gamma-A2-like. The coding region runs from base 185 to 2977 and encodes 930 amino acids. Gene Ontology annotation, biological process: homophilic cell-cell adhesion. The transcript is spliced from 2 exons. Gene Ontology annotation, molecular function: calcium ion binding. Gene Ontology annotation, cellular component: plasma membrane. Lineage: Eukaryota; Metazoa; Chordata; Aves; Accipitriformes; Accipitridae. The record is from RefSeq and is a predicted model, not a curated record.